Teleopsis dalmanni is the source of this 1980-nucleotide messenger RNA. RefSeq names its product myosin-3-like. The record is from RefSeq and is a predicted model, not a curated record. The coding region runs from base 73 to 1875 and encodes 600 amino acids. The transcript is spliced from 4 exons. Lineage: Eukaryota; Metazoa; Arthropoda; Insecta; Diptera; Diopsidae.
AAAACACUUGAAAGAAUAGUUCUCAGAAUAUUUCACAUAUACUCGUUUAACUAGCAGAUAUAAAUAUUCACAAUGAAACCAAUAAAGUCCUUAACACGUUCUAAGACUCUAAGUAAAAGUUCACAGCAACUCGUUGAAGCCACUCUGGACGCGCAAGUGGAAGAAGAAGACUCCUCUUCUGAUUUCAGUGAUUUUUCGGAAGAAUCACUCUCCAUAACAGCCCGUGCAUUUACUUAUACUCCUUUUAAUUUGUCCGAUUUAAACAAAAAGGAAUACUCACUCGACGAUCUUCGAAAAGAUUCAGAUGAUCUGAAUGAGGAUUCUCAGUCAUCACAUGGAAAACGUAUUGUGGAGGAACAGCAAUUAGAGCUACCUGUCCAACAAGAUUUCUUUAAAGCAUUACAAACUGUUCCUGAAUUGCAUGAUAUUUCGUUAGAUUCCGAUUUAGAAAAAGAAGAGGACGGACUUAUCAAGGCGGAUAAAAAAUCAGUAUUACCUGGAAGACAUGGCCAAUUCGUGGAUCCUAUAUCAGGUGCAAUUCUAGGUACACCCGAAUUAACACCCACACCAGAAGUCAUUGUCGAAAAAGAAAAAGAAAAAAUUAAAUCGGAAUCAGAAUCAGGGAAAAUACCUCAGGAACCGCUUACACAAGAUAUAAUAUUGCCAGAAUUGCCAAAAGAGAAAAAAAUCGAUAUAAAGGCGUUGGAGGAACAAGAUAUAGAACACUUUUUUGAUAUACCUGCUGUGCUCCCUGUUGUUCCAGAGGUCAAUGUAGACGAAUUACUCAAAUUAGAAAUACAACGUCAAGUUGAAGAGGAUACAAAAAAACUGCUUUAUUCAGUCAUAGAUCACGUCGUCACAAAAUGUGAACACACUGAUAUAAGGACUGUGUUAAAUGCAAGUUUGGAUAAAGAAGAACUGAUGGAAUUACUAAGAAGCAAAUUUACGGAUUAUAACCUGGAACUAAGUGUUAAUAGAUUUCUUGUUACUAAAUGCACGAUGCACUUUAAUCAAAAGGGAAUGAAACGAUUUUUAACUUCUAAGCCUGAGAGUAACCGAAAACUUAGAAAAAAAUAUAUUGAGAAACUGCAUCUCUUAGACGAAAUGAUGGAAUGCAAGCAAAAAGUUGAAGAAAAAUUUGGUAGUAAAAUUAAAAAUCUUCGCUCUAGUAUAAUCGACAAAGAAGAGUCUGUUGCAAGACAAGUUGAAGAAUUCGAAGAAUUGGUCUUGGAGACAUUCACUAAAAACAAGUCUGAUGAAUUUCGCAAGUAUGUGGAAAGUAGUUUAGCUAUGUUUCGUGCGGCGAGAGCUGAAAUUCAGACAGCACGGAUAGAAUUUAUCAAACGAAAGCGAGAGGAUAUAUUGCUUAGAAAGAAAUUAGAUGAAACAAAUCAACUGGGAAACGGUAUUACCAUUGAUAAAGUUGAAUUGUUAGAAGCUGAAGUACAAACACAAAGCAAAAAGCUUGAAGCAAUCAAUAGCGAUAUAAGCAAGAAGCAAGAGGAAUUUAACUAUGUACUACAUUGCAGAGCUCAUUUGGCUGAGAAAAUCAAACUUCAAAAUAUUGAAGUUGACAAGCUCACACAUAAAUUGGACAUGAUCAUUGAAAAGCGAGAGAAUACGAAGAAUGAGACACAUGAAAUAACAAUGGAACGUCUAGAAAUACAAAAGGAAAUGAAUGAAUUAGUGGAUGCGGCUGGUGGAUUGAUAAAUAAAUAUCUUCUCUUGGAAGACUAUGAUGUAACUUCAAGUAAAUUAGCUGAAAUUAGACAGAAAAAUAAAGAGACUAAAGAGGAAAUGGCUAGAACUAUCAAAUUUAUCGAGCGCUUGGAAAGUGCAUUUAAGAAAGAAGAAAAUGAUUACUAUAAUUUUUAAGCGGUAAAGAUAUGAUUGCAGACAUUAUAUAUAUAUAUAUAUAAUACCUCAUUGAAAACGAUUCACCAUUUAUUUACAGCGAAAAGUCUUAUAUAUUUUUGCAUA